AUGAUCAAUUGCACCCACCAUUUUCAAAAUCCGAUCACUUUGAUAUGUGUGGCUCCUCACAAGUGCUAAUGCUAAAGGAAACUUUGUGUAGUAUGUCAAUAUGAACAUGGAGUGGAUUAGAAAUUAACCAUCCCAAUUUAAAUAUUUAGAUAAAGGGCUAUAUAGAAAUUAAAAGACUCCAAGCUUAAUGAUACAUCUGAACUAACCAAAUAAAGGAUGGCCUUUAAAGCCAUGCUCACACAAACCGAAUAAAUGAUGAAGAAAAUUUGGGAAGAAUUGUCACAAUCUAUCAAAUAAGUAUACGAUUUGAUUGAGAAGGAAAACUAAUCAUACUUAAACCUCAUUAAUGAAAAUACUAAUCUAGCUGAAUCCUCUUACACAGAUUUAGAAAAAUUAGUAAACAUUGUAGAAGGAUCAACUUUAAAUGAUUGGAAUGCUUAGAAAAAGUCUUAUAUGAAGGAGUUAGAUAAGACCAAGAGUUGGUGGGACCAACAUAUAAAGGCUUUUAUUGAGAAGUCUAACUAAGGAAUCCAAUAAAUCCAAUAAUUAAUUAAGUAAGUAUUUAUUUAUUAUUGUAGAAUUUCACCUAAUCAAGAAGAAGAAUCAUAAGAAGUAUAUUAAAUGAAAGAAGAUUUAUAUGAGAUGCUAACCUACAUCUAGGAUAUAGAUGAAUCUCUCUAUUAGAAGAUUAUCGAUAUACUUAGACAAGAGAAAGUUUCAGACAUUAUUGGAUUCCUGUCGAAGACAAACAAUAAUCAGUUUUAUGAAUCUUUAAACUACAAGUAAGAGAAUAUAAAGGAGAUCAAGAAGUAAGUAAAGAAAAUCACAAAUGUCUUGAGAAAUAUUUAGGAACAUAAAUUUAGUACGGAUGAUUAUUCUUCUGAGACUUAUGAAAAGGAAAGAGCGGAUCUGAUCAAAAGGAUGAAGGAUAACAAUGGAAUCACAUAUUUAAUCAAAUUUUUAGUACUACUCACAAGCUUAGAUAUAAAAUUUAUUCAAUGUGGAUCGAAUGCAUUAAACCUAUUAGUAGGCAUGAAGGCAGAUAUUAGGAAUGAAUCAUUUGAGAACAUCAGGAUAGAGAAUACUUCUUUGAUUGGAGGAAACUUUGUAAGGUGUAAUUUGAGUGGAUCUGAGUUUGUUAAUGUAGAUAUCAGUGGAUUGAAUUUGAAUGGUGCUUAACUAUUAAAUUGUAAAUGGAAGAACAUAAAAGUCCAUGAAUUGAAUAAGUUGGAUGGUCAUAGUAGUUGGGUUAGAUCAGUCUGUUUUUCUCCUGAUGGAAAUACAUUAGCUUCUGGUAGUGGUGAU
This is a messenger RNA of Paramecium primaurelia, 1305 nucleotides long. Lineage: Eukaryota; Ciliophora; Oligohymenophorea; Peniculida; Parameciidae. The record is from the annotation of a GenBank genome assembly.